UUAUUCACAUGACUUUAUAUUUACAUUCAUUAUUAACUGCAACUCCUCAACUAUUCGACAAACCGUUUUUAUCCCAAAAUCCAAAGGAUUUUUGGUCAAAAAGAUGGCAUCAAAUGUAUAGAUCAAGCUUUACAGAACUUGGGUAUUUUCCUAUAAUUAAUUUUCUUGAAAAAUUUAAUAAUUCUAGAGUAACAUUAUUUAGUCGUGUUAAUUCUGCUGGCAAACUUCAUUUAAUGGUCUCUAAUUUCAUCACAUUACUUCGAAGACUCGGUUCAUUAUUAGGUUAUAAAACAUUUUUAAGGAAUAUAAAAAUUCAAAAGGAUAUUCAAAACUUGGAAACUGUUAAUCAAAAUGAUGAAAUGUUAAAGAGUAAUCAUAUUUUUAAAAACAGUGGAUCAACAUUUACUGCUUAUAGUGAACUUUCAAGAGCUUUGGGAAUUAUAGGUAGCUUUCUAUGGAGUGCUAUAUUACAUGAAUAUUUAUUUAUUGGUUUAUUUGGAUGGAAUAAUAGCAGAGGUGAACACUUUUCAUUUUUCUUGGUACAUGCAAUACUAAUGAUCAUUUGGGAUGUAUUAGGGAAAUUAGCUGAUAGAUGUUGGAGGUUAUAUUAUAAUCGUGACCACUACGUCACUUCUAUUGUGUACCUCAUCUGGGAUGUCAACGAAAACUUUAACAAAAGUGUCGUUGACAAUAUUAGUAAAAAACUUCAUAAGGUUCAAUAA
This is a messenger RNA of Racocetra persica, 722 nucleotides long. Lineage: Eukaryota; Fungi; Glomeromycota; Glomeromycetes; Diversisporales; Gigasporaceae. The record is from the annotation of a GenBank genome assembly.